ACACUCGCUUGGCACCUGUUGCGUUUAAUUGGCGCGACGUGCGCUAAAUUUCAAAUGUUUUAUCGCACAACAAUGUCUGAUGGUGUAACGUACGAUAUGUAACAUGCUUUUUCAUUUUCAUUGUUGUUUGAUUCGACGAAUUGCAAAGUGUUUACGAUUGUUGGCUGAGAAUUCACACUACAAUUGCCGACUCUUGUGUUUCUCAUAGAAUAAUAUGGCUGCCCAGGAUGAUUCAUUUCCCAAAGCAGAUGCGACAGAUCCACAGGAUGAGCAAGCGAUCGUAGAGCUAUUGCGAUUCCUAGAGACGCGUAUUCAAAGGAGAGAUCUAUUGCAAGAGGAUGUGAGCGAGAAACAAAAUCAUUUCAGAAAUAUGUUAGUGAAACUGGAACAUGAAAACACAUGCUUAAGACAUGACACUAAUGAACAGAAAAAGAUAAUCUUCACAUUAGAAGGCCGUAUCUGUAAAUUACAAAACCACAUUGAUAGCUUGUUAUAUAAAUUGAAUAAUGCGUGCGAUGCUAUGAGAAACGUACAGCAAGAAUUGAGGGACAGAGACAGGCAACUCCAACAACAUAUAUUAGACAAGCAAAAAUUAAUACAGAGGUGCAACAUUAUAAUACAAGCGGAGAUUAAUAAAAUGACCAAGGAAAUGCAGAUAAAAUUGCAGGAACAGCGUGAGCAACUGACGAGCUGUAUUAAAAAGAAGGAUGACAAAUUGAAAUUGGUGAGACAAAUAUUAACUUCAGCUCGUGAGGAUACAUGCGAUAAUGACAUCUUAAUACCACCGAUAGCUUUGAGUUCGAGAAUAGAGACUACAAAAAAAGUAACUUCGAUAGUACCUAAGAAAGAACUUUCCUUUAUGAUGCCAGUUAAUCUUCAAACUUCCAGAAGUCCUUGUAGACAAAUGCGCCAGACAUUAUUUUCUCGUGCAAUUUCCAAUAAUGAUAUCCAUGAAAAAACUACAGAAGAACCAAAUCCAUCGUUAUCCAAAGAAGAAUCUUCCACAAUGGCAUUUAUGGAUUCUCAGAUUUCCAGCUCUCGUGAUCGGAUCCACCAGAUACCCUGGCACAUAAGAACUGAUUCUGAUAGUGUCCAAAGAAAGACCACAAAAAACACAAUUUCAAUGACAGUUGCAGAAUCUUCCAUGCCUUCGGAUUCAAAAACCGAGAUUAUAGAGAAAUCGAACUCAAUGACGCCCAUUGAUUCUUCAUCAUCUACGAUUGCGUCAACCAAUACAAUUAUUACUAAAAUUAAUUUUAAUAAAAAGGAUAAGACCCCAGUGGUGAACCCACGAUACCAGCGAGUGCAAAAUGCUGAUAAAUGGAUAAAUCAUCGUCCUGCCAGGAUAGUUCCGACCGGUACAAUUUUACAACCACGAACACAGCCUCAUAAGCGAACCAUUCGAAAGUUGACAAAUCCAAAAGAUUUUAUGGCCAGAUCUUCCAGAUACUGCCUUCUUUCGCAGGAACAAGACGAAGAUGGUGAACUUGAGACCAAAUUGUAUAAAGCCGAUGUAUUGCCGACUUGUGGAGGAGGGGCGCAGAUUGUAUUUAACGAUAUAGAAUGCUUGAAACAGAUAUCUCCAACCGUUGCAAAAUGUAAUGGACAGAAAAUUGGAAAAUAAUUCGGUAAAUACAUAAAUUUUGUGUAAACUACCAAAAAAUCUUCGUAAGUCCUAAGAUAAUUGUAAGAUAGCUUUGUAAGAUAG
Molecule: messenger RNA, 1708 nt
Organism: Trachymyrmex cornetzi
Lineage: Eukaryota; Metazoa; Arthropoda; Insecta; Hymenoptera; Formicidae
Product: kinesin-like protein KIF23
Exons: 8
Coding region: 215-1624 (469 amino acids)
Source: RefSeq, a predicted model, not a curated record